UCUCUGUUUGAGGAUGACCUGUCCCGCUGGGAGGCAGUAAAGGACCGCAACGCCAUCGCCGAUGGCCUUUUCUUCUGCGCCUCUGCAAAUACAAAGGUCUACUGUCGGCCCGUGUGUAAGGCCCGCCUCCCCCGCCGCGAAAAUGCAUCCUUCUACAAAACCAGUAGAGAGGCUCAAGCGGCAGGGUUUCGCCCUUGCAAACGCUGCCGGCCCGAUCUUGACGGUGUCAUGCCGGAAGACGUUGCCGUGCUCAAAGUUCAGGCCUUUCUAGAAAGUAGGAAAGGAAUUUUCAACAGCGGAUCCACGCCGGAAAGCCUGAGCCAGAUGGCUAGACAGGCUGGGCUGUCUAAAUGGCACUUCCACAGGGUAUUCAAGAAAUACACGGGAAUGACGCCUGUCCAGUACCGAAGGAUGGGGAGGCGAAAU
Molecule: messenger RNA, 426 nt
Organism: Trichoderma atroviride IMI 206040
Lineage: Eukaryota; Fungi; Ascomycota; Sordariomycetes; Hypocreales; Hypocreaceae
Biological process (GO): regulation of DNA-templated transcription; DNA repair
Molecular function (GO): methyltransferase activity; sequence-specific DNA binding; DNA-binding transcription factor activity
Source: RefSeq, a predicted model, not a curated record